CAGCUUGUCUGCUGUGUGGGUGUCGUGUUCUCGUGAUUCUCGUACACACACACACACACACACACACGCUCACGCUCCGGUGUAUCCAGACAUUCCGUGAUUUGCAUAUUUGUGCGUAUUAUUGUCUAGCUCUUCUCUUUCGGUCCUGGUCUGAACAUGUUCUACACUUGUGGUCCGAACGAGGCCAUGGUGGUCUCAGGCUGCUGCCGCUCUCCUCCGCUUAUGGUUGCAGGCGGGAGAGUGUUUGUCGUCCCUUGCAUCCAGCAGAUUCAGAGGAUAUCUCUGAAUACUCUGACUCUUAACGUAAAGAGUGAUAAAGUCUACACCAGGCAUGGUGUUCCCAUCUCUGUGACUGGCAUUGCACAGGUGAAAAUCCAGGGCCAGAACAAGGAAAUGCUGGCUGCAGCCUGCCAGAUGUUCUUAGGGAAAUCCGAGACUGAGAUUUCCCAUAUCGCCCUGGAGACACUGGAAGGCCAUCAGAGAGCCAUUAUUGCUCACCUGACUGUGGAGGAGAUCUAUCAGGAUCGUAAGAAGUUUUCCGAGCAAGUGUUCAAGGUGGCUUCUUCUGAUUUGGUCAACAUGGGCAUCGGUGUGGUCAGCUACACACUUAAGGAUGUUCAUGAUGACCAGGAAUAUCUGAACUCUUUGGGUAAAGCUCGAACAGCCCAGGUGCAGAGAGACGCCCGCAUCGGAGAGGCUCAGUACAAGAGAGAUGCAGUGAUCCGGGAAGCCCAUGCCAUGCAGGAGAAGGUUUCUGCACAGUAUAAGAAUGAGAUUGAGAUGGCAAAGGCUCAGAGGGACUAUGAGCUGAAAAAGGCUGCCUAUGAUAUGGAGGUUAACACUAAGAAAGCAGAGUCUGAGAUGGCCUAUCAGCUUCAGGUCGCCAAGACAAAGCAGAAGAUCGAGGAGGAAAAGAUGCAGGUGCAGGUGGUGGAGCGCACUCAGCAGAUCACUCUGCAGGAGCAGGAGAUCACCCGCAAGGAGAAGGAGCUGGAGGCCAAAGUCAAGAAGCCAGCCGAGGCAGAGAGAUUCAAGCUAGAGAAACUGGCAGAGGCUCAAAGGCUGCAGUUGAUCAUGGAGGCUGAAGCCGAGGCUGAAUCUAUUAGAAUGAGGGGUGAUGCAGAAGCGUUUGCCAUGGAGGCUAAAGGCCGUGCCGAAGCUGAGCAGAUGGUCAAGAAGGCUGAAGCUUUCAAACAGUACAAGGAGGGAGCCAUGGUGGAUAUGCUGCUGGAGAAACUGCCCCUGAUGGCAGAAGAGAUCAGCAAGCCUCUUUCAUCAGUUCAUAAGGUCACCAUGGUGUCCAGCGGCGGAUCAGAGGUCGGAGCAGCCAAGCUGACAGGAGAGGUCCUGGACAUCAUGGUCCGCCUGCCACAGGCUGUGGAGAAACUGACCGGAAUCAACAUCUCUCAGGUUUCCUCGACCCGCAUGGGAUAACCAGGCUAAAAAAGAGGAGAGGAAGCUGUAGCUGAAGGAUGCUGGACUCACCCCUCCUCAUGUCUCUGUGUUCACUUGCAUGAUCUAAAUGUUCUAGUUGUUGGAGCUUUAGGAUAGCUGUAGGUGUUUUUUUUUUUUAUUACCCUGUAUCUAAGUUAUGUUUUUUAUAUGUAAGCAUGAUAAAAUGUAAUUUUGUAUGGAAAAUCCCCUCCCCCCCAUGGCUCCAAGCCAAGAUAUUCAGGUUAUCACUGUUGGUUGUGUAAGAGUAGGCAUAAUUCCUAUAGCAUUGCUGGGUUUAUUUUGAAAUCCUUGUCUGUGUAUAAUAAAGCAUGCACCUGCUCCUAGUUCUGAAAUCCCAGUGUGCAUUUAACCAUUUAAUCCUCACGUACUAACUUUCUAACCGUUACUGAAGCCACCGUCUGUCUGUGUGCGUACUACUAAUGGCUUUAGAAACCUCACUACAUGUUUAAACUGCUCAGUAACCCCCCUGAUUCAGUGCAGUUUUGUUCCAUAAGCAUUCUGACAUGUUGUGAAAGCCAAAGUAAGGGAGUGUGACACGGGAUAUGCACGUUAUAUAACUCCCUGCUCUUAAUUACACAACAAUCGCUGCUGUCAGUUUUUGUAUUUUAGGUAUUGAGAUUCGUGAACAACGUGACGUAACCGACGUGAUCGCUCGUCCUGCCUUUUCACCCCUUUUUUCCGUCCACUGUGCACGGUUUGUUCUUAAACGUCUAACAUCAGUGACCAAAACCUGCCGUUUUUAACGAUAAGAAAGGAAAGCAGGCAAAACGAGAUGUGCAGAAAUGUUGCAGAGCGAUGAAAGGAAGUGUAACAGAGGGAGAGAAAUGAAGUGGGGUAAAGUUGCUCACGUCUGAGUGAAGUCUGUUAAAUGUAGGUCAAGUACACAGGAAAAUUUUACUCUUUCUCCCUCAACCUCAAUAGUACAGAGCAAUGAAGUCUGAUGAUUUGAGGUGCAGUUUGCUAGCUAUUAUGGUCAAUCUGCAGUGUCUGCCUUGUUAUCACCAAGUGCCUAAAUACACCUUUUUUGUUCAGAUUCAUGCACUGAUUCAAUCUAACCUCUGUGUAGCAUGCAAGCAUUUUACACCACAUCUGUACAGAAAUGUUUUACUUUUUUUUUUUUUCCCCUUCUCUUCUCAGUACUGCUACUCACUCACCUUGUAGUGUCUGUUAAAUAAUCUUAUCCCAUUGUUAAACACCUCAUGUUGGCACUGUGUUGUGGAAUAUGAGACAAUAUACAAAAGAAAUCAACUCACUAUGAUUGUUAUGUAUGAAGUUCUAUCCAAAUAAACUAAAUUCAGUAA
Messenger RNA from Tachysurus vachellii, 2756 nucleotides. It is a transcript of the gene flot1b, whose product is annotated as flotillin 1b. The record is from RefSeq and is a predicted model, not a curated record. The transcript has 13 exons. Lineage: Eukaryota; Metazoa; Chordata; Actinopteri; Siluriformes; Bagridae. The coding region runs from base 157 to 1434 and encodes 425 amino acids. Gene Ontology annotation, cellular component: plasma membrane. Gene Ontology annotation, biological process: protein localization to plasma membrane; protein kinase C signaling; positive regulation of cell junction assembly.